CGACUGCGGCCGACAGGUCUGGGGGGUCGGCCUGCCGGGGGCUGAGCCACGUGGGCCCCGGCCUCGCGCCCGCCCAGCCCGGUUCCGAAGUGGGUCUUCCCGGUUGUUGGACUCACAGAGGAGACCGAGAGCACCCGAAGGCCCCAGCCGCCUCCCUGAGUCAGCGAGAAAGACCCCAUCUUCCUACAACAUGGCAGGUAAGAAAGUGCUCAUCGUCUACGCUCACCAAGAGCCCAAGUCUUUCAAUGGGUCCUUGAAGAAAGUGGCCGUGGACGAGUUGAAGAAGCAGGGCUGCAUAGUCACCGUGUCCGAUUUAUAUGCCAUGGACUUCGAGCCGAGGGCCACAAGGAAAGAUAUCACUGGUGCUCUCUCUAAUCCUGAGGUCUUCAAUUACGGGGUGGAAGCCUAUGAAGCCUGCAAGAAGAGAAAUCUGACCAGCGACAUCAUUGAGGAGCAGAAGAAGGUUCAGGAAGCUGAUCUGGUGAUAUUUCAGUUCCCGCUGUACUGGUUCAGCGUGCCGGCUAUCCUGAAGGGCUGGAUGGACAGGGUGCUAUGCCAAGGCUUCGCCUUCGACCUCCCGGGGUUCUACGACUCCGGCUUUCUGAAGGGAAAGUUGGCCCUCCUGUCGUUGACCACAGGGGGCACCGCUGAGAUGUACAGCAAAGCCGGAGUCAGCGGGGACUUCCGGUACUUCCUGUGGCCGCUCCAGCAUGGCGCCUUGCACUUCUGUGGAUUUCAAGUCCUCUCCCCUCAGAUCAGUUUUGCUCCUGAGACCGCGUCAGAAGAGGAAAGAAAAGGGAUGGUGGCUUCGUGGGCUCAGCGCCUGAAGACCAUCUGGAAGGAAGAGCCCAUCCACUGCACAUCCCCUUGGUACUUUGGGCAGUAAUGCUCGGUCCACAUGCACAUCCCACGAGCAACGCUAGCAGACCCAAGCACACGCAAUGGGAAGGUGGGGCCAUCACAAGAUAGCAUCGCAGCUGAGCAAACUGGGGACUGUUAAUGAUGUACAUGAAUGAGUACCUUCCAAUCAAAUAUUCCAACGAUAAGCUAGUCAUGUUGAAUUCUCUCCUGACCAAUCGUUACUCACCCACGUGAUUUCCUUAAUACACACUGCCCAAUUUACAGUGAUUUAGCUUAGGAUUUCUCAGUCUUAUGGUGUGCUUAUUGGUAUGGAACCCCAUCAUAAGUCAAGGAGCUUCUGGACUUCUAAUAGUUUUGACUUAAAACUUUUCAACUUUUUGAUGGGUUUACCAGGGUAUUAAAUGCAUUUUUGACUUACGUGA
Tupaia belangeri chinensis (Chinese tree shrew) is the source of this 1283-nucleotide messenger RNA. RefSeq names its product N-ribosyldihydronicotinamide:quinone dehydrogenase 2 (gene NQO2). The transcript has 7 exons. Bases 191 to 886 code for a protein of 231 amino acids. NCBI's taxonomy places the organism in Eukaryota, Metazoa, Chordata, Mammalia, Scandentia, Tupaiidae. The record is from RefSeq and is a predicted model, not a curated record. Gene Ontology annotation, cellular component: cytosol. Gene Ontology annotation, molecular function: NAD(P)H dehydrogenase (quinone) activity.